Drepanopeziza brunnea f. sp. 'multigermtubi' MB_m1 is the source of this 1860-nucleotide messenger RNA. RefSeq lists its product as uncharacterized. Lineage: Eukaryota; Fungi; Ascomycota; Leotiomycetes; Helotiales; Drepanopezizaceae. The record is from RefSeq and is a predicted model, not a curated record. Gene Ontology annotation, biological process: protein dephosphorylation. Gene Ontology annotation, molecular function: protein phosphatase regulator activity. Gene Ontology annotation, cellular component: cytoplasm; protein phosphatase type 2A complex.
AUGUCAGACGGCCCUGAUAAGACGGAUGAGCUCUACCCAAUAGCGGUUCUCAUCGACGAGUUGAAGCAUGAUGAUGUUCUAUUACGAUUAAACGCUAUACACCGCCUCUCCACCAUUGCUCUUGCGCUGGGAGCUGAACGCACCAGAGACGAGCUGAUUCCUUUCUUGGAUGAGUCUGUAGAAGAUGAGGAUGAGGUUCUUACUGCGCUGAGCGGAGAGCUUGGUGGAUUUGUCGAAUACGUUGGAGGUCCAGAAUGGGGACAUGUCCUUUUGUCGCCUCUUGAAAACCUGGCAGCGAUCGAGGAGCCCUUGGUGCGCGAAAAGGCCGUCGAGUCUCUGAAUAAGAUCUGUGAGGAGCUUUCCCCCCAGCAGGUCGAAGAAUACUUCAUUCCCCUCACAAUCCGUCUGUCCAAAGCCGACUGGUUCACCUCGAAAAUCUCCGCGACAGGCCUAUACAAUGUCCCUUACAAGAAGGCUUCGCCCCCGAUGCAGGAACAGCUUCGCCAGCAAUUCGGACUCCUCGUUCACGACGAGACUCCCAUGGUCCGAAGACAAUCUGCGAACAAUCUAGCAAAGUUCGUAAAGGAGAUGCCAGCUACGAUCGUCGUCGAGGAAAUGAUACCUCUUUUCCAACACCUCGCCAGCGACGACCAAGAUAGUGUCCGGUUAUUGACAGUGGAGAUCCUGAUUGCGAUUGCGGAGGUGGUUCCGAAAGAGCAACAAUCAAGUCACGGUGUUCUUCUUACAGCAUUGAGGAGUUUGAUCGAAGAUAAGAGCUGGAGGGUCAGAUAUAUGGUUGCAGACAGGUUUGAGAAGAUUGCCAAGGCGGUAGAUGAUGAGGUUGUCACGAGAGAUCUGGUACCAGCGUUUGUAAAGCUUCUCAAAGACGGCGAGGCCGAGGUUCGGACAGCAAUUGCUGGACAAAUCCCAGGUUUCUGCCAGCUGAUCGAACGAAAUGUUCUGCUGAACGAUGUCAUGACUACAGUGGAGGACUUGGUCUCUGACACUUCUCAACAUGUUCGGGCUGCUCUCGGAACCCAGAUCAGCGGUCUCGCCCCAAUCCUCGGGAAGCAAGAAACCAUCGAUCACCUUCUGCCUAUGUUCCUUCAAAUGUUGAAGGAUGAGUUCCCGGAUGUUCGCCUGCACAUUAUCUCCAAACUCGAGUUGGUCAAUCAAGUCAUUGGAAUCGACCUCCUUUCUCAAUCACUUCUACCCGCAAUCGUCCAACUUGCCGAAGACAAGCAAUGGAGAGUUCGGUUGGCUAUCAUCGAAUACAUUCCUCUCCUCGCAAGUCAGCUGGGUGUCAAGUUCUUCGAUGAGAAAUUGGCAGCGCUCUGCAUGGGCUGGUUGGGUGACACAGUCUUCUCUAUCCGUGAAGCUGCGACAAAGAAUCUGAAGAAGCUGACAGAGGUGUUCGGUGUUGAAUGGGCGACCGAGGCCAUCAUUCCCAAGGUCAUUGCGAUGGGUGCUCAUCCCAACUAUCUCUACCGCAUGACAACCUGCUUCGCUAUCUCAACCCUUGCUUCAGUCGUCAGCUUGGACGUAGUCGCGGAAUCUAUCCUCCCAAUGAUGGACACGCUCGUUAAGGAUGAUAUCCCGAACAUCAAGUUCAACGUCGCAAAGUCGUAUGGCGAGCUGAUUUCGGUCCUGAAGCGCUUACCUGACGAGGGUACAAUCUACACUCUGGAGCAGUCGGGCGCUUCGUAUUCUCCUUCGGCCAAAGGCGAGGUUCUCAUUCAAGAGAGGAUAUUGCCCAAUCUGGAGACGCUGCAGAAGGAUAUGGAUGUUGAUGUUCGUUUCUUUGCUACGACGUCUGCUGCUUCGAUCUCAGGCGGCGAGCCUAUGAUUACGUCCCCUUAG